Messenger RNA from Capra hircus (goat), 2323 nucleotides. RefSeq names its product globoside alpha-1,3-N-acetylgalactosaminyltransferase 1 (gene GBGT1). Gene Ontology annotation, molecular function: globoside alpha-N-acetylgalactosaminyltransferase activity. Lineage: Eukaryota; Metazoa; Chordata; Mammalia; Artiodactyla; Bovidae. The record is from RefSeq and is a predicted model, not a curated record. Gene Ontology annotation, biological process: carbohydrate metabolic process. The transcript has 7 exons. The coding region runs from base 671 to 1729 and encodes 352 amino acids. Gene Ontology annotation, cellular component: membrane; vesicle; Golgi apparatus.
CUGCAGGCGGCAAGGACAGUCGCGCUCCGUCCGCCGCGCCACGGGUCUGGCUGGGGCCCGCAGUGGCCGGCGGAAGUGGAGGCGCUCGCGUGCGGGCCCCGGACUCCGGGGUGCAAGUCACCGGCUGGGGCGGCCGGAGUGCGGGCCGGGCUCUGCGUCGGCGGCGCGGCCCACGAUCUAGCGGAGCCGACGCGUCAGGUGGAGCCUUUGGAGGAACCAGCGCCCCAAGCCCGGGUGGGGAAGCCGAGGUCCGCAGAGGGAGCGAGAGCGCCAGCGAGCUUGCCAGAGGCCACGGCGUGAGCGGGACCAAAGCCCCGAAGCUCCUGCCUGGGGAUCUCGCUCUGACCUCGGGAGGACGCAGGGGGGUCCCGCGCUCCCUAUGGCCCGGGCUGGGCCUAGCGCUUUCACAGCCCUCCCCUCGUGUCCCGAGCGGCGCGUACUGCGUCUUGUUCCCCGCACCAAUCCCCGCCCCGCCUAUAGCUGAGGAGGACCACCACCCCCGCCCCCACCACCAGGCUGUGAAGGACUCGGGAGGAGAGUGCCUUGCCCAAGGUUGGCGCCGAGCAGGUGUUCCCCCACCCCGGAGACCCAGACUCUGAGCCUGACACCGCUGAGAGAGGUGGGCCGAUUCACCAAGACCCACUUGGUCUCUGCAGGUGCCCAGGCUCAGAUGCCACCCCCAGCGAUGCACUGCCCGAGACUGGCCCUGGGCCUGGGAUUCUGCCUGCUGCUGGGCAUUGCCCUCUGCUCUCUGUGGGUGUAUGUCGAGAACUGGCUGCUGGUCUCCUACAUCCCUUAUUAUCUCCCCUGCCCAGAGAUCUUCAACAUGAAGCUUCAGUACAAGGAGGAGCCGUCCCAGCCUGUGGCACAGUCACAGUACCCUCAGCCCAAGCUGCUGGAGCAAAAGCCCACAGAGCUACUGACACUCACACCCUGGCUGGCACCCAUCGUCUCCGAGGGAACCUUUAACGCCGAGCUUCUGCAUCACAUCUACCAGCCACUGAACCUGACCAUCGGGCUUACGGCGUUUGCCGUGGGAAACAGGUACACCCACUUCGUCCAGCACUUCCUGGAGUCGGCCGAGCGGUUCUUCAUGCAGGGCUACCGCGUGCACUACUACAUUUUCACUCACGACCCCCAGGCCAUUCCUCGGGUCCCACUGGGCCCCGGCCGCCACCUCAGCGUCAUCCCAGUCCCUGGGCCCUCCCAGUGGGAGGAGGCCUCCAUGCGCCGGAUGGAGGCCAUCAGCGUGCACAUUGCCACGAGGGCGCACCGGGAGGUGGACUACCUCUUCUGCCUGGAUGUGGACAUGGCAUUCCGGAACCCGUGGGGCCCCGAGACCUUGGGGGACCUUGUGGCUGCCAUCCACCCGGGCUACUUCACCGUCCCCCGCCACCAGUUCCCCUACGAACGCCGGCCUGUCUCCACCGCCUUCGUGGCAGACGGCGAGGGGGACUUCUACUAUGGCGGGGCAGUCUUCGGAGGGCGGGUGGCCAGGGUGUACGAGUUCACCAGGGGCUGCCACAUGGGCAUCCUGGCAGACAAGGCCAACGGCAUCAUGGCAGCCUGGCAGGAGGAGAGCCACCUGAACCGCCGCUUCCUCUCGCACAAGCCCUCCAAGGUGCUGUCCCCUGAGUACCUCUGGGAUGACAGGAAGCCCCAGCCCCCCAGCCUGAAGCUGAUCCGCUUCUCCACCCUGAACAAGGACACUGCCUGGCUGCGGAGCUGACAGCAGAGGCGGGGCUGCCGUGGACGGGGGAACCCCAGCGAGCACCCAGCUCACCAGAGCCUCCGGGCACCAGGGCCUCACUCCUCAAGCCUUAGGUGGGACCAGCCCUGUGCCUUCUAACCUCCGCCUCUGCUGGUGGAAUCCAGCGGGAAGACGGGCCUGGAAAGGCCUCUGUCCACUGUGAAGAGUGGUGUCCACGUGGAGGAGAAUGCAAAGAUCACACUGUCCGAGGCCCAAGAAGGGGAGGCCAGAGGUGGAAGAAGAUGGGGCCUCUGCCAGCCUACGAGCCUUCAGGGCAGCCCCACCGAGCGCCCCAAAUCCCCUCUCUGCCACCGGCCCAUUCGUUGCCUGCUGCCCUUGAAGCUGCGCUUUCUAACACUCAUAGGAAAGGCAUCCCCACCCCCCUUUUCUCUGGCUGCAGGGGCCCCUGCUGUGUCCCCGCCAGUUCUUCACUCAGGACCCAGAGGAAGCCUUCUAGGCCCUCUGGUUUCCUGUCCUUGCCUCACUCAAGAUGGACGGUCCCCGGCACCAAGCACCUCUUCUGUAAGAGGGUUUGGGCAGCGUUUAAUAAAAGUAGCGUGUGCUAGGCCCUAA